Molecule: messenger RNA, 1566 nt
Organism: Emys orbicularis (European pond turtle)
Lineage: Eukaryota; Metazoa; Chordata; Testudines; Emydidae
Product: pancreatic alpha-amylase
Exons: 10
Coding region: 28-1566 (512 amino acids)
Biological process (GO): carbohydrate metabolic process
Molecular function (GO): alpha-amylase activity; cation binding
Source: RefSeq, a predicted model, not a curated record
AGAGCACAAUCCCGCACUUAAGGCACCAUGAAGGCUCUUCUUCUGCUAGUAGCUGUUGGCCUUUGCUGGGCACAAUACAAUCCAAAUACAAAGUCUGGGAGGACAUCUAUUGUCCACCUAUUUGAAUGGCGUUGGGCUGACAUUGCUCUUGAAUGUGAACGGUACUUAGCACCCAAUGGAUUUGGUGGAGUUCAGAUAUCACCUCCAAAUGAAAAUAUUAUAGUUACUAAUCCCUGGAGACCCUGGUGGGAAAGGUACCAGCCAAUCAGCUACAAACUGUGCACACGAUCUGGAAAUGAAAAUGAAUUUAAAGACAUGGUGACCAGGUGCAACAAUGUUGGAGUUUAUAUUUAUGUGGAUGCUGUAGUCAACCACAUGUGUGGAUCUGGUGGCGGCUCUGGAAAUGGUGCUACUUGUGGAAGUUAUUUCAAUGCAGGGAACGAAGAUUUUCCAUCUGUCCCGUACUCAAACUUGGACUUUAACGAUGGUAAAUGUAAAACUGGAAGUGGAGAGAUUGAAAAUUACAAUGAUGUGAAUCAGGUCCGUGACUGCCGCCUGGUUGGUCUUCUUGAUCUUGCCCUGGAGAAGGACUAUGUGCGCUCGAAAGUUGCUGAAUACAUGAACAACCUCAUUGAUAUUGGUGUGGCAGGCUUCAGACUUGAUGCUUCCAAGCACAUGUGGCCUGGGGAUAUGAAGGCAUUUUUAGACAAACUGAAAAACCUAAAUACUCAAUGGUUUUCCUCAGGAACGAGGCCUUUUAUUUACCAGGAGGUAAUUGACUUGGGUGGAGAGCCAAUUAAAGCCAGCGACUACCUAGGAAAUGGCCGAGUGACUGAAUUCAAAUAUGGUGCGAAAUUGGGGACAGUCAUCCGCAAAUGGAAUGGAGAAAAGAUGUCCUAUUUAAAGAAUUGGGGAGAAGGCUGGGGUUUCAUAGCUUCUGACAGAGCCCUUGUCUUUGUGGAUAAUCAUGACAACCAAAGGGGACAUGGUGCUGGAGGAGCUUCUAUUCUAACCUUCUGGGAUGCCAGACUAUAUAAAAUGGCAGUUGGUUUCAUGCUUGCUCAUCCUUAUGGAUUCACACGUGUAAUGUCAAGUUACCGCUGGACAAGAAAUUUCCAGAAUGGACAGGAUGUUAAUGACUGGAUAGGACCACCAAGCAAUGGUGAUGGCUCAACCAAAGCUGUUACAAUCAAUGCAGAUAGCACUUGUGGCAACGAUUGGGUCUGUGAACAUAGGUGGCGUCAAAUAAGGAACAUGGUUAUUUUCCGUAAUGUGGUUGAUGGCCAGUCUUUCUCAAACUGGUGGGACAAUGGCAGCAAUCAAGUGGCUUUUGGGCGUGGUAAUAGAGGAUUCAUUGUCUUUAAUAAUGAUGACUGGAGCUUGAAUAUGAAUUUGCAAACUGGCCUUCCUGCUGGCACUUACUGUGAUGUUAUUUCUGGGCAAAAGGAGGGCAACUCCUGUACUGGAACAAAAGUCAAUGUUGCUUCUGAUGGUAUUGCCAAUUUCCAGAUUAGUAACCAGGCUGAAGAUCCUUUCAUUGCAAUUCAUGUUAAUGAUAAAUUAUAG